CAAGUCACUUCUGUAUCUGUCUUUUUACUAUCAUAGUCCAGCCCUUCUCACAUGGGUAUAUUUAUUUCUACAUGGUUUAAACCACAAUACCUAACAAGCUGGUGCAUCUGUGUUUUGUUUUGUUUCCCUUGUGCUACCAGUUGAACCUUAGGGCCUCAUGGCUCUGUGGCUCUAUACUGGCAAUUUUUACAAAUGGCUGAAUUGUUCGUGUGUGUGUGUGUGUGUGUGUGUGUGUGUGCACCUGCCUUACACAUUCCAGGCAAGUGUGUUCUACUUGAGCUCCAGUGGGCUCUUUGAUUUGAUGCUGGGACACAGCAAUGACCACCUUUAUUCCUCACUUCAGUUUUAUUGCCAAGUUCCUUACUUCCAGGAGACUUUAAAGAAGGAAAUGUGCCCUGGGCAUAAAGCCUAGUCUAAGCACAGCCUACUCUUAAGCCCUUCAGAGAGCAGGGAAGGCAAAGGGAAGCAAAUUGGAAUGUUCAGCCAACGAAUUAGCACCAUAAGAUCAGGGGCCCCUCCCCUCAGCAUUUCCCAAAUUGACCUGCCGUCUAGUUCUUGCCAGGAACCUGCCUCUCUUUUGGUUUCUAAAAAACCAAGUUUAGCAAUAUUCCUGGAAACAGCCAAAGCAUUUACUGGUGGAAAGGCGGGUUAAACCUGCAAGUUGAGUGUCCCCAGUUGAAGGGGUAGUAUCUUUUCUCUGGCUUUAUCCUUUCAUCAGUGGAAAGUUUCCCAUAUGUAUGUCUGAGUGUCUCACUUCAAAACAUAGACACUGAACAAACAAAACCCUUCUGCUUACACCAUUUGUCAUCUGAAAAGAACUUCUAGAAAAUACUGACUAUUGUUUUUCUUAAAAGAGGGACUCGUCUUGACCUUCCACCUUCCCUCCUCUCCUACUUUACUACAAUGAAAUGGUUCUAUGACUAUUACUUGUGAAAUGGGUCAAUUCAGCCUCGUAUUCUUUUAUGAAACUAAGUCUGCCUAGCCUAGUGUCUGUGUCUGGUCAAAGGGCGUUUCCUGUGUCAUUGGCUUCCACGGUUUGUCUGCCUCGAGCUUUGUGAUCGGCAGGGUACAGUCUCGCCUUUUAAAUUGUCUGCUUCAUCUUUUAUCUUUCAACAGGUCCUGGAAAGAAAUCAUCUAAUAGCCUCUUUGCAGCAUCAGUUUUUGAAAGAUCUGAGGAGGCUUGUUUUAUUUUGACAGGUGGCCAGGGAAACAGGCGCUUAAAGGGUGGAGUAGAGGGAGGAGGAGCAGAGAAAUGGAAAGAGAGCAAAGGUUAGCUACUUCAUUGGGGGCAGUCUGACACAUUGGGAACAAGGUUUUUAUAUACUUUUCCUCAGUAGGACCUAAAAAGAAGAUCUGGCCAAUAAUGCCCCAUGAAACAAGACAGAUUGUGCCUAUUCUGCAAGCAUAUCUGGGCCAGUAGGCUGAGGUAUGCUGAAUGGAAACUGAUUUAGGACCUACAAGAUACAGCUGUGUAAAUUAGGUCUCUGUGAGGAACAGGGGCGAUGAAUCAUUUAAAAGGUGACCAUUUGAAGAUCUGUCCCCAGGAUUAUACAUGCUGUUCUCAAGAGAUGGAAGAGAAGUACAGCCUGCAAAGUAAAGAUGAUUUCAAAACCGUGGUCAGCGAACAGUGCAACCAUUUGCAAGCCAUCUUUGCAUCCCGUUACAAGAAGUUUGAUGAAUUCUUCAAAGAACUUCUUGAAAAUGCAGAGAAAUCCCUGAAUGAUAUGUUCGUGAAGACAUAUGGCCACUUAUACAUGCAAAAUUCAGAGCUAUUUAAAGAUCUCUUCGUUGAGUUGAAGCGCUACUAUGUGGCGGGAAAUGUGAACCUGGAAGAAAUGUUAAAUGACUUCUGGGCUCGCCUUCUGGAGCGCAUGUUUCGCCUGGUGAACUCCCAGUACCAUUUUACAGAUGAGUACUUGGAAUGUGUGAGCAAAUAUACAGAGCAGCUGAAGCCUUUUGGAGAUGUCCCUCGGAAACUGAAGCUCCAGGUUACCCGCGCAUUUGUUGCAGCCAGGACCUUCGCUCAAGGCUUAGCAGUUGCAAGGGAUGUAGUAAGCAAAGUGUCCGUGGUGAACCCCACAGCUCAGUGCACCCAUGCACUGCUGAAGAUGAUCUACUGCUCCCACUGCCGGGGCCUGGUGACUGUGAAGCCCUGUUACAACUAUUGCUCAAACAUCAUGCGAGGCUGUUUGGCCAACCAAGGAGACCUUGAUUUUGAGUGGAACAAUUUCAUAGAUGCUAUGCUGAUGGUGGCAGAGAGGCUGGAGGGUCCUUUCAACAUUGAGUCCGUUAUGGAUCCCAUCGAUGUGAAGAUUUCUGAUGCUAUCAUGAAUAUGCAGGAUAAUAGUGUUCAAGUGUCUCAGAAGGUUUUCCAAGGCUGUGGCCCUCCGAAGCCUCUCCCAGCUGGACGAAUUUCUCGCUCCAUCUCUGAAAGUGCCUUCAGUGCUCGAUUCAGACCUUAUCAUCCAGAGCAACGCCCAACCACGGCAGCUGGCACUAGUUUGGACCGACUGGUUACUGAUGUCAAGGAGAAACUGAAACAAGCUAAGAAGUUCUGGUCCUCUCUCCCAAGCACCGUUUGCAAUGAUGAGAGGAUGGCAGCAGGAAAUGAAAAUGAGGAUGACUGCUGGAAUGGCAAAGGCAAAAGCAGGUACCUGUUUGCAGUGACAGGAAAUGGAUUGGCCAACCAGGGCAACAACCCAGAAGUCCAGGUUGACACCAGCAAGCCAGACAUACUGAUCCUUCGUCAGAUCAUGGCCCUUCGGGUUAUGACCAGUAAAAUGAAGAAUGCUUACAAUGGAAAUGACGUGGACUUCUUUGACAUCAGUGAUGAGAGUAGUGGAGAGGGAAGUGGAAGCGGAUGUGAAUAUCAGCAGUGCCCUUCGGAGUUCGAGUACAACGCCACUGACCAUUCUGGGAAGAGUGCCAACGAGAAAGCUGACAGUGCCGGUGGUGCCCAUGCAGAGGCAAAGCCCUACCUCCUCGCUGCUCUCUGCAUCCUGUUUCUCGCUGUGCAGGGAGAGUGGAGAUAAUUGUCAAACUCUGAGUAAAAGCGUUCAUCAUCAGAAAGUUCAAAGGCACCAAGUUCUCACUUUUUUUUUUUUUAACCAUCCUAGUGACUUUGCUUUUUAAAUGAAUGGACAACAAUGUACAGUUUUUACUGUGUGGCCACUGGUUUAAGCAAUGUUGACUUUGUUUUGCUCAUUCAGUUUGAGGGGACAGCGGGGCCUCCUGCCUUUAAGUUUGUUCCUCCCCCUCACCUCCCCCCUCCUUUGAGACUCGUGUUCUGCGUGGCUAGCAGUGUAGGUACAGAACUGUAGUUAGUUGUGCAUUGGUGAUCUUGUUUUCUUUGUUGGCUUCUCUCAUUUUAUUUGUGGGGUUUUUCUUUUCCAAUUAUGGUCUCACCUUGUUUCUCACAAGAAAACCAGGGUCCUUUCUUGGCAUGUAACAUGUACGUAUUUCUGAAAUAUUAAAUAGCUGUACAGAAGCAGGUUUAUUUAUCAUGUUAUCUUAUUAAAAGAAAAAGCCCAAACAAGCUGGAAAAUUUCCAUUUAUCCCUGUUAUUUUAGCUGCCUUAUUGGGAGAGAAGUGGAGUUGACUUUGGGUUUUCUUCCUUUCUUUCUUUCUUUCUUUCUUUCUUUCUUUCUUUCUUUCUUUCUUUCUUUCUUUCUUUCUUUCUUUCUUUCUUUCUUUCCUUCCUUCCUUCCUUCCUUCCUUCCUUCCUUUCCUUUCUUCCCUUUCUUUUUGCUUUUUUUGUUUCUUUCUUCCUUCCUUCCUUCCUUCCUUCCUUCCUUUCUCUCUCUCUCUCUCUCUCUCUCUCUCUCUCUCUCUCUCUCUCUCUUUCUUUCUUUCUUUCUUUCUUUCUUUCUUUCUUUCAUUUAUAUUAAGUUAGGACAGAAUGUGAAGGCACAAGCAGGGUUCUGAGCCAAUUGCCAGACUGUGUUCAAACACCAGGACAAGAACAGAAUGAGACUUCAUUCAUAGUUGGAGAUUGGAAGAGACUGCAGAUCACCCCUUUUUUUUUUAUUGAGUUGAAUCACAUGUAACUUGAUUUCUUGAACCCACCCAAACUUAAAGUGGACCCCAUCCAGCAAAGUAAAGAUUCUUGAUGUAGUCUCCCUUGAAAGAAGAACGGCACUCAGGACGUCCCACUUAACCCAUGGACACGUAGGCUUGGGGAUGUUUAUUAAACACCAGAUAAGUUAGGAAGUCACAGUGUACCAAUUUUUUGUUUUAGUGCUGACACUUUCUGUUUUUUUUUUUUUUAUCCCGAUGGCAGUAGCAAGUGACCAGCGAUCUCAUUUGUUCCCCUGUGUUAGAGUGAUGCAGAUUUCUGACCUUCUGACCACUCUGGGCAGAGUGCCAUAAAAGGGAGCUGUCUGGGCUCCGUGAAUAGCUGUUAACACUCUUUUGAGCAGUUUUUGUCUAGUGUGUACAUAUUUGCAGGGUUUUUUUUUGGGGGGGGGUAUGUUUGUUUGUUUUAUAUUCCAGUUUUUAAAAUAGUAUAAGGCUAUCUACUUUGAUUUUUGUUUUUUUUUGCCUGCUCCUUUUGAUCAGUUAAAUGAAGGACUUAGAGUGGUCUGCAUCCAUUUGCUACAUAUCCCAGGCAAGGAGCCCACAGGGAAGAGAGCUGAGUGCUGAGCUCCUGCAUCUUAUCUUUUGUGGGAGAGAUGAGAAUAAGUAAAACUGGGAAGAGCACAUCUUCUCAGUGACUCUUAGCCACAUGGAUGGAGUGGCGAAGUUGUCCCAGGCCAAAGACUGUCCACUGCCUUGUCCCCUUGGAAGCCCUUUCCUUGUGUACAAAUAACCAGUCAGAAAAUCUGGAAAACAUAGCAGAUCAUUUCAAAAUGAGUUCUCAGGUCUUCAGAAAGACUACAAUCAUGCAAGUCUCUUCCUGCUCUAAAAGUCAUUUAGAUCCCAGAAUUCUACUGAACUGAAAGCCCACAAAGAGGCGGUUUCAUGUUACUAUUCAAUCUUCAGCUGUAAGAGGAAAUCUCUAUUUUUAUAUUGAAACACAAUUACUUGAUAGCUCAGGGUCUACAUUUCACUCAACUUUUUACACCAAAUUCUGAAGAAUGGUCAAAAUAAAAUAUUGGGGGCUGUUGUAAACAGAGGCUUAAUUUUAUUAGAAGUAGCCAGUUAUUUAUUAAAGCACGAUGUUAAUAAAAUAGGCAUAUUCUAGCUGGUGUGUAUAAGUGUUUGUUUUUUUUUUCUUAAAGCAAAUCACAGAGAACAUAACUCCAUUUAUAUAAGAGGGAAACUAGAUUGUAAAUAGCUGGGCUGCCUUGAGAGAACUUGGAAAAUGUGCUGAUAGUUAGAAAGUACCUCAGUUGUGAGGAAUUUCCUUUUUAGCUUAGACUGCUAUUACUUUUACUUGGUAGAAACGAAUCUGGUCUCCAAAAUAUGGCUCAAAGAGUUGUCCCUGUAGACCUUGUUAGAUUGUUUUUAAUUUAAAACCUUGAACUCUGCCCAGCUGUUUUCUUUCAGUCAAGUCCUCCAAACUAAUAACAUUUUCCGAAUUAAAUAUUCUUGAAGGUUUCUCUGGA
Messenger RNA from Mus musculus (house mouse), 5546 nucleotides. RefSeq names its product glypican 4 (gene Gpc4). NCBI's taxonomy places the organism in Eukaryota, Metazoa, Chordata, Mammalia, Rodentia, Muridae. Gene Ontology annotation, biological process: Wnt signaling pathway; regulation of presynapse assembly; regulation of neurotransmitter receptor localization to postsynaptic specialization membrane. The transcript has 9 exons. Gene Ontology annotation, cellular component: extracellular region; Golgi lumen; glutamatergic synapse. The record is from RefSeq and is a predicted model, not a curated record. The coding region runs from base 1503 to 3032 and encodes 509 amino acids.